ACCCCAGGCCCCCAUGGGACGCCCCGUUACCCAGCAUGCACUGCUGCUGCUGCAGUGCAUGCUGGUCCUGCGGCCUGGAGGGGUGGCCAGCAGGAGAGGGCCGGUGCUGCUGCCCGAAUCCCCCUGCCACAGGGCGGAGCACCCGCUUGUCCCACACUCAGAGAUGGAGCCGUGGAUCUUCAGGUUCAAGGCAGAAGGCACGGUGGAUUAUUCACAGCUGACCUUUGACCCCGGCCAGAACGAACUGAUUGUCGGAGCCAGAAAUCAUCUCUUCAGGCUCAGUCUGGAGGACCUGACAUUGAUCCAGGAGGCAGAGUGGCACUGCGAUGAGUUCACCAAGGGAGCCUGCUUCAGCCGUGGAAAAUCCGAGGAGGAGUGCCAGAACUAUAUACGAGUGCUGCUGGUGAAUGGCAACAGGCUGUUUACCUGUGGAACCAAUGCCUUCACCCCCAUCUGCACAAACCGAACGCUGACCAAUCUGACUGAGAUCCACGACCAGAUCAGUGGGAUGGCUCGGUGUCCCUACAACCCCCUCCACAACUCCACCGCCCUCAUCACCUCCAGCGGGGAGCUUUACGCUGCCACGGCCAUGGACUUCUCCGGGAGGGACCCCGCCAUCUACCGCAGCCUGGGGGGGCUGCCACCGCUCCGCACCGCCCAGUACAACUCCAAGUGGCUUAACGAACCCAACUUCGUCUCCUCCUACGAUAUCGGCAACUUCACCUAUUUCUUCUUCCGGGAGAACGCUGUGGAGCACGACUGCGGCCGGACGGUGUUUUCACGUGCUGGCCGUGUUUGCAAGAACGACAUCGGCGGCCGCUUCCUGCUGGAAGACACGUGGACCACGUUCAUGAAGGCCAGGCUGAACUGCUCCAGGCCGGGAGAAAUCCCCUUCAACUACAACGAGCUGCAGGGCACCUUUUAUCUGCCCGAGCUGGAGCUGCUCUACGGCAUUUUCACUACCAACGUAAACAGCAUUGCUGCAUCCGCAGUGUGUGCCUUCAAUCUCAGUGCCAUCACGCAGGUUUUCAGCGGGCCCUUCAAGUACCAGGAGAACUCACGGUCGGCCUGGCUACCCUACCCCAACCCCAACCCCGACUUUCAGUGCGGCACCAUUGACUACGGUUCCUACGUGAACCUGACCGAGAGAAACCUGCAGGACGCCCAGAAGUUUCUGCUGAUGCAUGAGGUGGUCCAACCUGUGGUUCCCGUGCCCUACUUCAUGGAGGACAACGUCCGUUUCACCCAUGUGGCUGUAGACGUGGUGCAAGGCAAAGACAUGCUGUUCCACAUCAUCUACCUGGCCACUGACUACGGUACUAUCAGGAAAGUUCUCUCCCCUCUCAAUCAGUCCACGGGGAGCUGUCUAUUGGAGGAGAUUGAGUUAUUCCCGCCCAGAAAAAGGCAGCCAAUCCGGAGCCUGCUGAUCCUGCACAGCCGGAGCGAGCUUUAUGUGGGUGUUAGAGACCAGGUCAUCAAGAUCCCACUCAUGAGAUGCAGCUACCACAAGACCAGGGAAGCUUGUGUUGGGGCCAGGGACCCGUACUGUGGUUGGGAUCUGGUGUUGAAGAAAUGCACCACCCUGGAGGAAAGUGUCAGAAUGAGCCAGUGGGAGCAGAGCAUCACCAAGUGCCCUGUCCGUAAUGUGACGGUUGAUGGGGGUUUUGGGGCCUGGUCGGGCUGGGCGACUUGUAGCCAUAAUGAUGGAGGUAGUGCGGGGUCCUGUCUGUGUCGGACACGAGCCUGUGAUAACCCUGCCCCCCAGUGUGGAGGCCAGCAGUGCCACGGGAUCAGUGUGGAGGUCGCCAACUGCUCAAGAAACGGAGCGUGGACCCCCUGGACUUCCUGGUCUCCUUGCAGCACCAGCUGCGGCAUCGGAUUCCAGGUUCGGCAGCGCUCCUGCAGUAAUCCCACCCCACGCCACGGCGGACGAGUGUGUGUGGGCCAGAACCGCGAGGAGAGGUACUGUAACGAACACCUGCCCUGCCCACCGCAUGUCUAUUGGUCGGCGUGGUCGGCAUGGGAACGGUGCACCGUGCCCUGCGGAGGAGGCAUCCAGUCACGACGGAGAACCUGCGAGAACGGCAACGACUGCCCCGGGUGUGGUCAGGAGUACCAGUCGUGCAACACUCUGCCCUGCCCCGACUUGAAGAAGACCACCCCCUGGACGCCCUGGACGCCGGUCAACAUCUCGGACAACGGCGGGCAUUACGAGCAGCGUUUCCGCUACACGUGCAAGGCCCGCAUCCCGGACCCCAGCCUGCUGGAAGUGGGCAGACAGAGGAUCGAGAUGCGGUACUGCUCCAGUGAUGGAUCCACUGGCUGCUCCACUGACGGUGAGGUGCUUCGUCUGGGCAGGAUCUCGGGCCACACGGUGAACGGCGGCUGGUCGUCCUGGAGCUCCUGGUCCCAGUGCAGCAGAGACUGCAGCCGGGGCAUCCGCAGCCGCAAGAGGACCUGCACCAACCCGGAGCCCCGGUACGGGGGUCAGGCCUGCCUGGGACCUGCACAGGAAUACCAGGAGUGUAACAUCACCCCCUGUCCAGUGGACGGCAGCUGGUCUUGCUGGUCCUCCUGGUCCAAGUGCUCUGUGACAUGCGGAGGAGGACACUACAUGAGGACACGGACCUGCAGCAACCCCCCGCCUGCCUACGGAGGGGACAUUUGCCUGGGCCUGCACACAGAAGAGGCACUGUGCAACACACAGCCAUGUCCAGAGAGUUGGUCCAGCUGGUCUGAGUGGUCGCAGUGUGACUCCAGCGGCUCCCAGUUGCGUGUGCGUCACUGCGAUGUCCUCUUUCCCACUGGAAACCAGUGCUCAGGAAACAGCAGCGAGACCAGGCCCUGCCCUCCAGACUCCAACUUAAUACCAGAAGUCUCAAUCGCACGCUCCAGUCAGGACGAAAGGCGCUGUGGAGAUUUCAACCUUUUCCACAUGAUCGCCGUGGGGCUGAGCAGCUCCAUCCUGGGCUGCCUGGUCACCCUGCUGGUCUACUCCUACUGCCAGCGCUACCAGCAGCAGUCCCACGACGCCACCGUCAUCCACCCUAUCUCGGCCGCGCCGCUCAACACCAGCAUCACCAACCACAUCAACAAACUGGACAAAUACGACUCCGUGGAAGCCAUCAAGGCCUUCAAUAAGAACAAUCUGAUUCUGGAGGAAAGAAAUAAGUACUUCAAUCCACAGCUUGCCGGGAAGACCUAUACCAACGCAUAUUUCACCGACCUCAACACCUACGAUGACUAUUAACCUUCGAUUUGGCAAUUCCGAACUCCAUACCAUAGUGGGAAGACCGACCCAAUGGCCCAUUUUGACAAUAUCUUCUUUCCUUUGUGCUUUGUAAUGAGAUUCGUGACACCAUGCGUGGGAGAGUCCCACUCUGAGACUCUAUGGCAGCUGGUAUCCAAUGAAAAGACUCUCAGUGUUGCCAACAGAGAGAAAUGCCCACUUUCUCUCAGGUGCCUUGGGGUACACUUGGAAAACUCAACUUUUGGGGCAAAAAAAGGAACAAACAAAAACGUAACCUUGGCUUGAAUCACUCAAUGAAAUGGACAACUGGAUUUCUGUUUUGUUUUGUUUUUUUUUUCCUAAAGCAGAUUAAAAAAAAGGGAAAAGUGACUAUAAAAAAACUAAGAAAGAGAGAACUCCAAGAGAUUGUGGGAUAAUGAUCCCUUUUAACUUUCCUGUGACGCUUCUAAACACAGACCUGUGUUUGCAAUGAGGGACAUAACCACGAAACUGCUUUGCAUGACUUCAUCUGAUGUGUUUUCUCUGUUGUUCUGUUUGUUUUGCAUGAUUGGUCGCAUUCCAGGGUUUGGGGACUUGCAAGCAGCAUUUGCUGGUCUUAGGUUCAGGACCGGUUUUGUCUGUUGUGUCCAGCGAUGGAGGUUACAAAAAGAAAGGUUGUGGUGACGCCUGAUGAAUUUUUCCAUCUACUGUACUAUGGCAGUCUUCUCCAGAUGGCUCAAAAUCCACCUCCAGUCCUACAAUCAGGCUGUAGAUAUUUGAAGUCUGUGGUCAGGUUUGUCCAUGUUUUUUGUUUUAUUUUAUUUUCUGUUACAGGCUCUUGCAGGGUCCAGCAGCUAGCAGUG
Myripristis murdjan (pinecone soldierfish) is the source of this 4092-nucleotide messenger RNA. RefSeq names its product sema domain, seven thrombospondin repeats (type 1 and type 1-like), transmembrane domain (TM) and short cytoplasmic domain, (semaphorin) 5A (gene sema5a). NCBI's taxonomy places the organism in Eukaryota, Metazoa, Chordata, Actinopteri, Holocentriformes, Holocentridae. Gene Ontology annotation, molecular function: chemorepellent activity; semaphorin receptor binding. The record is from RefSeq and is a predicted model, not a curated record. The coding region runs from base 14 to 3250 and encodes 1078 amino acids. Gene Ontology annotation, cellular component: plasma membrane. The transcript is spliced from 21 exons. Gene Ontology annotation, biological process: neural crest cell migration; axon guidance; semaphorin-plexin signaling pathway.